This is a messenger RNA of Meriones unguiculatus (Mongolian gerbil), 2979 nucleotides long. RefSeq names its product XIAP associated factor 1 (gene Xaf1). The record is from RefSeq and is a predicted model, not a curated record. Bases 311 to 1393 code for a protein of 360 amino acids. Gene Ontology annotation, biological process: apoptotic process. The transcript has 5 exons. Lineage: Eukaryota; Metazoa; Chordata; Mammalia; Rodentia; Muridae.
CUCGGGUGAAGUAAAGCCAGUCAAGGCAGGAUAGGGAGGAAGGAAGGAGCCUGGACGCCUUACCUCCACCCUGGAGGUCACAGUCACAGUAGCACAGGAACAGCACCAGAUGAGAGACAUGACAGGGGACCAGCUCAUGCUGCAGAAUGGCCUUCUGGGAGUGUGCAGCUGUAGGGACCUAGCAACCUCCCUGAGCUGAGAAUUCUCCAAGUCCCCUCCUCCCAGCUGCUCUCAGUUUCAGUUUUGUUUUCUUGUGUGAAAAAAGAAGAAGAAAAAUGAAAGUCUACAGAAGUACUCCAAGGAGCAGACCAUGGAGGCUGACUUCCAGGUGUGCAGGAACUGCAAAAGAAAUGUGCCCUCUCUCCACUUCACCCUCCAUGAGGCCCACUGCCUGCACUUCCUGGCCCUUUGCCCAGAAUGUGAGGAGCCCAUCUUACAGUCAAAGAUGAAGGAUCAUGUAGAAGCUGUGCACCAGCAGGGAGUUGGGGUUGUGUCUUCCAUCUUCCCCGUGACCAAGGAGAGCCAACAACACCCUGCCAAGUGCAAGUUCUGUGAGCUGGCUGUUCAUCUCAGCAAUCUGGAUAUCCAUGAGUCCCACUGUGGCAGCCGGACAGAGCACUGUCCACACUGCAACCAGCCCAUUACACUCCCAGCACUGGCCCAGCACAAAGAUGUGUGUCAGAGUUCAAAGGGCAGGCCUGAGGAAGGGAAGAGAAUUGUAUCUCCUGGAAGAAAAAUCCAUUGUGAUCAUUGCAAACAAAUGAUUCCAGAAAAUCAGUAUGUCUCCCACAUGAAUAUGCAGAAACAGUCCUUGAUAUACCUUCGGAAUGGAAAGCCAAUAAUCCUUCCUUCAUCCCUUGCAAUUAUGGAGACUGAAAAGCAAACAUCCACAUUGAGAAAAGAUGUUCGUCCAAAGACAAAAAUUGGAAACAGUUCAAGAAAGCAAAAGACAAAGGAUCAAAGUGACACAGCAGAUCUGCCUUUGAUGUCUGUGCUCCAGCAGGGGGCUGCUCUUCCUGCAGGAGAUGAGGAUGCCUAUGACAUCCUUCGAAGGUGUUGUCAGUGCGGAAUCUUACUUCCCUUGCCCAUUCUAAAUGAACACCAGGUACCUUGCUCUCCCCUCACCCCUCCUGUCUCCUCACCCAGCUGGCAGCCUGCUGCACAGUGUCUCAAACUCACCCCACCCUUGAGGAGAGGGGGGCUUACCAGUGAUGUGGCUGGGCAGCUCCUCCCCUGCCUCCUCCUGCUUCUGUGUGCCCAUGCACAUUCUCCCCAGCUACCUGGCUUGUAUUACUUCUCAGUCACUGGGUCACCCUUGAGGGUAGAACUGGAUCUCUGCUCUGUGUCUGCAGCUAGACCAGGCCCUGUAUGUGGCAACACUCCAAGGCGGUAGAGCGAAUGAUCGAAGCCCAGGGCUGUCAACAAGAUCCUAGUGGAGAUAAAGCAGCUUUAGGCCUGAGAGCAGAAGGGCCUGGCUCGACCUGUGAAGGCAACGUGUGGCUUGCCUCUAACAUACCCAGAGCUUGCGCUCUCAUCCUGAGUUUUUCAUCCAAGACUAUCUUCUUUUUUGUUUUUGCUUUCAUUUUUCUAAGACAGGGUUUUCUCUGUGUAGCUCUGGAUGUCAUAUGGAACUCACUCUUUUUAAAAUAUUAUUAUUAUUAUUUAUACAGCAUCCUGCCUGCAUGUGUGCCUAUCUACCAGGAGAGGGCACCAGAUCUCACUAUAGAUGGUUAUGAGCCACCAUAUGGUUGCUGGGAAUUGAACUCAGGACCUUUGGAAGAACAGUCAGUAUUCUUAACCUCUGAGCCAUCUCUCCAGCACCACUGGAAUUCACUCUAUAGACCAGGCUGGUCUUCAAUUUACAGAGAUUCAUCUGCCCCUGCCUCCCCAGUACGAGGAUUAAAGGCAUGCAGCACCACUGCUCCACCAAAUGUUUGUAUUCUAAAUGAUUGUUUUUUUAAAAGCCAUUUUGGAGAGAAAAAGGUUUAUUUCAACUUACUGCUUGGGGAAGUCGGGGCAGAGACCUGGAGACAGAAACUGAUGUAGAAGUUAUGAAGGAAUGCUGCUUACUGGCAUGCUUCCACAUGGCCUAUUCAGCCUCCUGUCUUAUUGCACCCAUGACCACCAGCUGACUGGUGGUGCUAUCCACAAAAAACUGGGCCCUCCCCACAGCAAUUAUCAAUCAAGAAAAUGCAACAUAGAUUUGCUACAGGCCAAUGCGAUGGAGACAUUUUUCUCAUUUGAGGUCUCUCUUUCCAGAAGACCCUAGCUUGUGUCAAGUUAGCAAAAACCUAACCAGCAUACUCAGUGAGGUUUAGUGGUGAAUUCCUGUAAUUCUAGCACUUAGGAAAAAUAAGGCAGGGGCUGAGGAGAUGGCUAGGUGGUUAAGGUGCUUACCAUGAGGAUAUGAGUUCAAGUUUGUAGCUACCAUGCAGAAGCCAGGCACAAUGACUCGUGCUGGACACCUCAGUGUGCUAGAGGAACAGAGACAGGUGAGUCCCAGCCAGCCAGUCUAGCCAAGCUGGUGAGUUUGAGGUUCAAUGAGAGACUGUCACAAAACAAAGCAGAGACAUAUCAAGAAAAGAUACCUCUGGUCUUUACAUAUGGGAGCAUGGACCCUUACACACAUAUCUGCACAUAGGUGCCAACACCACACAACUUUUAAAAAGGAAGGCUGAGACAGAAGGACCCUUGCAUUUGAGAACAGCCUAGGCUACGUAGUGAGUUUAAGGCCAACUAAGUUACAUGCUUAAGGCCUGGAUUUAGUCUUCAACAUCACACAUAUGCACAAGCUAAUUCUCCUCCCCUGCUACUCCACUUCUCCAGCCAUAUCACUGAGAAAGCUAUUUCAGCAGCCUGUGUUGUCCUUUCAAAAGUUCACCUUCUCAAACAUGAACCCUAUUGGUAAACACAGACCUGAAUUGUUUGCCAUCUGUUAUCUUAGUUUAUUUAUUACCCUGUCAUUUGUCAUAUAUAUAU